This is a messenger RNA of Hermetia illucens (black soldier fly), 1359 nucleotides long. It is a transcript of the gene HSPBAP1, whose product is annotated as HSPB1-associated protein 1. The transcript has 5 exons. Lineage: Eukaryota; Metazoa; Arthropoda; Insecta; Diptera; Stratiomyidae. Gene Ontology annotation, molecular function: 2-oxoglutarate-dependent dioxygenase activity. The coding region runs from base 154 to 1356 and encodes 400 amino acids. The record is from RefSeq and is a predicted model, not a curated record.
ACAACUCCCCAACAGCUUGGUUAUCAUCGAAUAUGUGUGCAGACCUUUUAAUCUUGCAACAAGAACUUGAGUACCGAAUACAAAACAAUCAGACGGUUCUGUUGUGCAUUUCUUCAUUGAAAAUUUCAAACGUUUCUGUUACGCGUCGUGACAAUGACUUCAAUUGAAAACAACCUAAAAGAUAUUGUCCUAAAUGUAAAAGUUCCUCACAUAAUUAAAGGGCUAAAUAUACCUUGGCCGGCCUUCAAAUCCUCCUUCCAAGAGUGGUGUGCCCAGUUUGACAACUUCUUGACAUCUGAGGAAAUUCUCCGAGGAGGGAUAGAUUUCGAGACCGGAAAUCGAAAGCAUUCAAAUAUCCCGCAAUGGGAAAAAUUUCGCGGGGAAAAGAAAAUGACCGUUAAAGAAUUUUAUGAGCGUUCAGCCAAGGGAAGUGAUUUUUUUGUGGAUAACUGGGCAACGUACGGUUAUAAGAACAUCAAGGAAAUGCCUUAUGAAUGUGCAGAAGGUUUUGAUUUUGGUUAUUUUGGUUUCUCCGAAGUUAAAGAUGAUAUAACGUUCUGGUUGUCCUCAACCGACGCCCAUACGCCAUGUCAUUUUGAUACGUAUGGGUGCAAUAUUGUGGUUCAAGUUUAUGGAAGAAAGUCUUGGAUGUUAUUUCCUCCUAAUACAAAGCUUACUCCAACGCGUAUACCCUACGAGGAGUCCAGCGUUUAUUGUAAGGAGACAUUCUUCAGUCCAGAAGAUGUCACUUCAUACAAAGAUGUGGAAGGAGAUUGUUAUACUUACGUUUUAGAUCCAGGCGAUGUCCUUGUAGUUCCUCCCAAAUGGUGGCAUUACGUUGAGAAUGUUUGUCCUUCAUUAAGCGUGAAUGCUUGGAUUCCAAUCGAAUCGGAUGUUGAAACCCAAAUAGAAGAAUGCAUCGUUAGGAUUUUGAUGAAAAACUUCAUUGAACACGGAAAACCAAACGAUUUUCUAGAUAUUUUGAAUCCUAAUGAGAUUGAUCUAUCUGAAGAUAAAUACAACUUGUUUGAUAUACUGCAAUAUCUAGUAGACCAGAAAAGUAACGCUGGAAGCAGUCCCAAACACAAAAAUAGUUAUUUAUCUGAAAAUGAACUCUCGGCUCUACUAGUCAACUUCAACGAACAAAUUAUACCAGUGCCAAAAAUCUCCAAGGAAGAAUUCAGAAAUAUAUUAAAUCAACGGAUCAAAAGAUUUGACCCAGCAAUUUCAGAUAAUUCUACACUAUCAACGGAGAGUAACAUCAAAUAUCAUCUUAUCAAUGCUGUUUGUAGUCCUAGCAUUAUUAAUGAGAUAAAAACUGAUUUCUUAAUGAAAAUGAAUAAAAGAACCUCAUGAUUA